Messenger RNA from Chaetomium fimeti, 1695 nucleotides. RefSeq names its product ASST-domain-containing protein. The transcript is spliced from 2 exons. Lineage: Eukaryota; Fungi; Ascomycota; Sordariomycetes; Sordariales; Chaetomiaceae. The coding region runs from base 1 to 1695 and encodes 564 amino acids. The record is from RefSeq and is a predicted model, not a curated record.
AUGAGGACCACCGCCUCCCUCGCUGCAGCUUGCCUGCUACUUGGACAGGCCGCUGCCGACUGGCAGUUCCGCUCCCGCACUGACCUUGCGCCGCCCCGGUUGAACAUCAGCAUCCCGGCGACCAAGGACGUCGAACAGGGGUACCUCUUUGUGGCCCCUUUCGCUGGAUUCCCCGACACGCCCAGCGAGCAGCAUGGCCCUCGUCAAGCCGGCCCGUACAUCUUCCGCGAUGACGGAGAUUUGAUCUGGUCUGGCUACGCCAUUUACAGCAUCUGGUCGACCAACUUCCAGGCUGCCCGCUGGAAGGGCAAAGACGUCCUGUUCAACUUUGAGGGUGACCAUAACGCUGGUUAUGGGCACGGCCAUGGUCACAUCACCAUCAUGGAUCAGCACUACGAGACCAUCCGCGAGCUGCGAGCCGGAAACCACAAGUUGGUUGACAAGCACGAGUUCCAUGUGAUCAACGAGGAAACCGGCCUCAUCCAGAUCUACCAACCCGUUCCCCGCGACCUGACCAAGUGGGGAGGCAGCCCCGAGCAGCAGUGGAUCGUCGAUGCCAUCAUCCAAGAACUCGACAUCGCCACGGGCCGUCUCCUCUUUGAGUGGCACAGCCUCGACCACGUAACCCCCUCGGAGGCCGUGCUCCCCCUCAACCCCGGCCAAGCCGGCUCGGGCUACAACUCCUCCGACGCGUGGGACUACUUCCACAUCAACAGCGUCGACAAGGACCGCGCCGGCAACUACAUCGUGUCGGCGCGCGACGCCUGCGCCGUGCACAAGAUCAACGGCACCUCCGGCGAGAUCAUCUGGCGGCUGAACGGCAAGGCGUCCGACUUCGCCAUGGGUCCCGACAGCGAGUUCUGCUUCCAGCACCACGCGCGCUGGCUGCAGGAGGACGAGGGGGACGGUGUCGAGGUCAUUAGCCUGUACGACAACUCGGCGCAUGGCACCGAGCAUGGUGGCGGUCGCGAGGUCCAUACCGCUGAGAAUAGCAGUGGUAAGAUCCUGCGCCUUGACACCCGCGCCUGGACGGCGGAGCUGGUUCAUGGGUACUACCCGCCUAAGGGGUACAAAUUGUUGUCCAAGAGCCAAGGGUCGACGCAGGUGCUGCCGGGUGGGAAUGUGCUGGUCAACUGGGGCUCAGAGGGCGCCGUGACUGAGUACACCGAGGAUGGGGAGGUGGUGUUCCAUGCCGAGAUGGAUACCGGCGCGUUGAAUGAUGGCGUGGAGAACUACAGGGCCUUCCGGUUCAACUGGACCGGGCUGCCGAGCGAGGAGCCGGCGGUGGUGGCGCUGGAGGGGGAGGAGGGCACGUCGGUUUACGUGAGCUGGAAUGGGGAUACCGAGACGGCGACCUGGCGGUUCUUUGAGGUGGUCGAUGGGCUCGGCUCGCGUUCGUUCCUCGGUGAAGCGCCACGCAAGACCUUUGAGACCAAGCUCGAUCUUCCCAAGGGCAAGAAGGUUGAUCGGGUUGCUGCUGAGGCGGUCGACAAGCAAGGAAGAGUGCUACGGACGACGCGUGAGGUUGGCGUCGAGCCCGAGAUUCUCCCUGCUGGAUCUGGCAAGACCAAGUCCACUACCUCUGGCCAGUCUGUCGUCAAGACUCAGACAACCUUGGACGUCGACUCUUCUGCCGGUAGUCGCUGGGAGGAGUACGCCAUCCUCAAGUUCUUCCGCCUCUCGAAGGACCUUUGA